Molecule: messenger RNA, 2359 nt
Organism: Arabidopsis thaliana (thale cress)
Lineage: Eukaryota; Viridiplantae; Streptophyta; Magnoliopsida; Brassicales; Brassicaceae
Product: Esterase/lipase/thioesterase family protein
Exons: 13
Coding region: 324-2141 (605 amino acids)
Biological process (GO): triglyceride biosynthetic process
Molecular function (GO): acyltransferase activity, transferring groups other than amino-acyl groups; diacylglycerol O-acyltransferase activity
Source: RefSeq, marked reviewed
CAGAGAUGAAGAAGCUAAACAACAAAAACCUUCUUCCAACUUUCUCUGAUCGUCUAUGGCGAUUAUUACUACUACUACUGUUCGUUUCACUGAUGGAACCUCUCCCACCUUCUUCUCCUCAGCUUCGACAAAGGCUUAUAAUCUCCAUUUUCUCUACUCGAAUUCAACCCAACGACUUACGAAUCCGAAAUUCGGAAUCGGCGGGAAGUUGAAGGUGACGGUGAAUCCGUAUUCGUAUACAGAGGAAGUACGGCCUGAGGAACGGAAGAGUUUGACGGAUUUUUUAACGGAAGCUGGAGAUUUCGUUAAUUCAGACGGCGGAGAUGGUGGUCCGCCACGGUGGUUCUCACCGUUGGAAUGUGGCGCACGUGCUCCUGAAUCUCCUCUUCUUCUCUACUUACCUGUUUUUCAAAAUUUCAGGGAUCGAUGGAACUGGAUUAGGGCUCAUUCGCCAGCAUAAGAGGCUUGGAGAGAUAUUUGACAUAUGGUGCCUUCACUUUCCAGUAAAAGAUCGUACUCCUGCUCGAGAUAUUGGGAAGCUCAUUGAGAAGACAGUUAGGUCAGAGCACUACCGUUUCCCAAAUAGACCCAUUUAUAUAGUUGGAGAAUCUAUUGGAGCUUCUCUUGCUCUGGAUGUUGCAGCCAGUAACCCUGACAUUGAUCUUGUCUUGAUUCUGGCUAAUCCAGUCACACGUUUUACCAACUUAAUGUUGCAACCUGUAUUGGCCCUACUGGAAAUUUUGCCUGACGGAGUUCCCGGCUUGAUAACAGAGAAUUUUGGGUUUUACCAAGCUUCCCCAUUGACAGAAAUGUUCGAGACUAUGCUCAAUGAAAAUGAUGCCGCGCAGAUGGGUAGAGGGCUAUUAGGAGACUUCUUUGCAACUUCAUCUAAUCUGCCUACUCUGAUUAGAAUCUUUCCCAAGGACACACUUCUAUGGAAGCUUCAAUUGCUUAAGUCUGCUUCAGCGUCUGCUAAUUCUCAGAUGGACACAGUCAACGCCCAAACACUGAUACUUCUGAGUGGACGUGAUCAAUGGUUAAUGAACAAGGAAGACAUUGAAAGACUCCGUGGUGCAUUGCCAAGAUGUGAAGUUCGUGAGCUUGAGAAUAAUGGACAGUUCCUCUUCUUGGAGGAUGGAGUAGAUCUGGUGAGUAUCAUCAAGCGUGCGUAUUAUUAUCGCCGUGGGAAGUCACUUGAUUACAUUUCGGAUUACAUUCUGCCUACCCCAUUUGAGUUUAAAGAGUAUGAAGAAUCACAAAGAUUGCUAACUGCUGUUACCUCCCCAGUCUUUCUUUCAACUCUAAAGAAUGGUGCAGUGGUAAGAUCGCUUGCAGGAAUACCUUCAGAGGGACCGGUUCUGUAUGUUGGCAAUCACAUGUUGCUUGGUAUGGAGUUGCAUGCAAUAGCACUUCAUUUUUUGAAAGAAAGGAACAUUCUAUUGCGAGGACUGGCACAUCCAUUGAUGUUUACCAAAAAAACUGGCUCAAAACUCCCUGACAUGCAGCUGUACGACUUAUUUAGGAUUAUAGGCGCAGUUCCCGUCUCGGGAAUGAAUUUCUACAAACUACUUCGUUCAAAGGCUCACGUGGCUUUGUACCCUGGGGGUGUUCGUGAAGCUUUGCACAGAAAGGGUGAAGAAUACAAGUUAUUUUGGCCAGAACAUUCGGAGUUUGUAAGGAUAGCAUCUAAAUUUGGAGCAAAAAUCAUUCCUUUUGGAGUUGUUGGAGAAGAUGAUCUUUGUGAAAUGGUUUUAGAUUAUGAUGAUCAAAUGAAGAUCCCUUUCUUGAAGAAUCUUAUAGAAGAGAUAACACAAGACUCUGUUAACUUGAGGAACGAUGAAGAAGGCGAAUUGGGAAAACAAGAUUUACAUCUACCUGGAAUAGUUCCAAAGAUCCCGGGACGGUUUUACGCAUACUUUGGGAAACCAAUAGACACAGAAGGUAGAGAGAAAGAGCUAAACAAUAAAGAGAAAGCUCAUGAGGUUUACUUGCAGGUCAAGUCUGAGGUAGAAAGAUGUAUGAACUAUUUGAAAAUCAAAAGAGAAACUGAUCCUUACAGAAACAUUUUGCCGAGGUCCCUCUAUUACCUCACUCAUGGUUUCUCUUCCCAAAUCCCAACCUUCGAUCUCCGAAAUCAUUAAAUUUAGUUACUGUGUUGUAGCUCUAUCUACAAGAUAUCUUAUUUAACUGUGGUGAUUAAACACGUAGAUUUGGGUGUGUUAUUGUAAAAAAUGGUUGGUAUAUAUAACUUAAGCUUUCUCCUUCCAGCAGAAAGUGCGAAACCCAUUGUGGUUUGCUUUAAUAGGUAAGAAGCAUAGACAGUAUGGCUGCUUGAAGGAGCAUUAUAGCUGCUAAUGGG